Messenger RNA from Triticum urartu, 1962 nucleotides. The record is from RefSeq and is a predicted model, not a curated record. NCBI's taxonomy places the organism in Eukaryota, Viridiplantae, Streptophyta, Magnoliopsida, Poales, Poaceae.
AUGCAGGAAUGGAGCCGAAGGGUUUUUGGAUCGAUCAAAAGGCAAAUUGCGCACCUCAAAGCUCAGCUGAUGGAAGCAAAAGAGCGGUUUGCUAGGACGGGUUAUCGACAGGAGAUCAAGGAUAUAGAGGACCAGCUCCACGAGCUCUACGAGAGGGAGGAGGUGUACUAUAAACAGCGCUCACAUGUUGAUUGGCUUCAGGACGGAGAUCAGAAUACUAAGUAUUUCCAAAACCGGGCCUCGCACCGGAAGAGAAAGAACACCGUCAAGACGCUACAGCGAGAUGAUGGGACGAAGUGUACAGAUGACGAGGGGAUGAGAGCGAUGGCGGCCCAGUUCUAUGCACAGUUAUUUGCAUCGGAGGGAUCACAGAGUGCGGAAAGGGUGCUGCAACACAUUGAUGCAAUGGUGACUGAGGAGAUGAAUGCAAAACUAUGCGCGCCAUUCACAGAUAAGGAGAUCGAGGUGGCCCUUUUCCAGAUGGGGCCGUCGAAGGCUCCAGGCCUGGACGGGCUCCCGGCCAUGUUCUACCAACGCCACUGGGCAUUGGUUAAGGACGAUGUUUGUGGUGCGGUGCGUGAAUUCCUUGAUGGGACAGCUGCUCCUGAUGACUUUAAUGAUACGGGUUUACCUAGCGGCCAGAGGCGAGUUCGUACCUCGUAUCAAGAUACGGCGAAGUUCUUGGGUGGAGGAGGUGCCGAUUCUGAGUCGGGCGAGGAGGACUCGAUCUCCGUUCCUUCAUCGCCGGAGCAGACGGCCGUCAGUGGAAGCAUUAAGAUAGGCAGCGGAAAAUUUGUUUCGUUGGCUGCACAUUUGUCAACCAAAUACUGUGAGAAGGUGUGGAAUUUGUCAAGAUCACUUGAGCCAGUGGUUGAAGUAACAAAGCUUUCUAGACUGGAGGCUUGGCCUAAGAGCUUUGAGGCAUCAAGGCCCACUGAUGACAACAUUGCGUUGUAUUUAUUGCCCACCGAGAUGAGGCAAGAUGCAGACCUGGAUCAACUUGUUAAAGAAGUCGUGGAGAAUGAUAUGAUCCUACGAGCUAUUGUUGGUGAAGCUGAGAUGCUGAUAUUGCCAUCUAUUCUACUGCCUGAGCAACACCAAACUUUCCAAGGAAAACCCUACCUGUGGGCGGUAUUUAAACGCAGAAUAGUGGAAGAGGAACAACAUGGCAAAGGACGCUGUGCACAGGAGAAAGGAAAACAACAGGCUUCACAUUUCAGUGUGGGAGAAGGGUUAAACAUGGAAGCUGGACUUGAAGCUUCUGAGGAACCGGAGAUGCAAGGCAUGGAGCAGGAACAAAAUCCCAAGUUGGCUGGACCCAACGCGCCGAGUCCUACAACUGAAGCUCCUACCGCGGCUGCAGCUACAAUGUCUGCCAACCACUGUCAAGACCACCCAAACAUGGCUGCUCCUACAGGAGCAUUGUAUGGCUUUGUGGUUCAGCGAACUCCGCGACUCGAGCAACUCAUCCAAGAGAUGCAGCGCGAAGGUGCUGUGAUGGUUGCAAUGCAAGGGCAGAUGAUAGGGCCAGGUCUUGCAUGGGCAGGCAGUAGCAACAGGAUUGAGAGGAGGACGAUAUGGCAUGGAGGCUGUUAUCGUCCAAGUGGCUAGGCAAGGAAGCUGACUUGGACCCGAGCCUUUGUGUGCACCAUCGCCUGUGCGUGUUUGGAGGAACCCCACUCGUAAGGUUCAGUCUUCUGCAACCUGGUAUUCUAGUUAGAGGUUUAGUUUGGUGUUGGCUAAAAUGCAUCUAAAAGUUAUCAUGUCAGCGCAUGUGUUCUCAGAUGCAUUUUGUUCUUCAGUAUAGUUCUGCUUGCAUCUCCUGCCGUGCUGGUGUCGAACAAGCUUUGGCCUAGUUGCUUUUUGCUUGUAGCAUCGAUUUUGUUUUUUCAUUGUAAUCUGUACUCUCAAUCCAUGCGUUCCUGUAACACUGGCACUGCUGCCUUUUGCUCCGUGCUGUUG